Ctenocephalides felis (cat flea) is the source of this 1611-nucleotide messenger RNA. It is a transcript of the gene br, whose product is annotated as broad-complex core protein isoforms 1/2/3/4/5. The record is from RefSeq and is a predicted model, not a curated record. Gene Ontology annotation, cellular component: nucleus. Lineage: Eukaryota; Metazoa; Arthropoda; Insecta; Siphonaptera; Pulicidae. The transcript is spliced from 8 exons. Bases 1 to 1611 code for a protein of 536 amino acids. Gene Ontology annotation, biological process: regulation of transcription by RNA polymerase II. Gene Ontology annotation, molecular function: protein binding.
AUGUCGGACACACAACAUUUCUGUCUACGAUGGAACAACUAUCAGAGCAGUAUCACAUCAGCCUUCGAGAAUUUAAGGGACGAUGAGGAUUUCGUGGACGUGACGUUAGCCUGCGAGGGGCGCAGCCUAAAGGCUCAUAGGGUUGUUUUGUCUGCGUGCAGUCCAUAUUUCCGCGAACUUCUUAAGAGUACACCUUGCAAGCACCCUGUGAUAGUAUUGCAAGAUGUAUCCUUUUCGGACCUGUUCGCCCUCGUCGAAUUCAUAUAUCACGGCGAGGUGAACGUGCACCAGAGGUCGCUCAGUUCCUUCCUCAAGACGGCGGAAGUUCUGAGAGUUUCCGGACUGACGCAGAAACAGGCGGAGGAGACGGAAGCCUUAAACCAUGUGCAAAACCUAAGCAGCUCCUCAACGCCUCCAAUAAACUACCAUCAUCAACUACCGCCAGGCUUGGGUCACCAUUCCGGCCAAGACACAAAUUCCUACCCCGCACCGGCCGGUACGCCGGACUCGCCUUUGCCGCUGAACGCAAGCUCGUCCGACAAGUCGUCGAGUAACGCGACCGGCAACGGCGGCAACGGCACGGGGAACAAUGGAACGGGUAACGGGCCAACGCAACGCCAAGACGGCAAGAUGCCGCCUGGAGCAACCGUUAAUCAACUGCUGAGGAGGGCGGCUGCCGCUGCAGCGAUAGAAGCACAGAGGAGGGACCGCCGUAAUUCAACAGAUCACUCCGAUUGCGACUACCCAGCUUCGAACAACAAGCGACCCCGAGGACCUCAUCUCACACCGCCCCCAAAUAGCAAUUCAGCUUUAGCCGCUAAUUCCCUGAGUUUAAAUAACAACAACACGAUAAUUGAUCCUGGUUGUAGGUUACCGCAAUUGCUGGCUGCAGAUUAUAGCUCAACAGCGGUUAAACAACAUCAGCUACUUAUGAACAAUCAUCAUCACCAUAAACAGGAAGGGCAAGAUAAUGGCGGACUGCUAAAUAAUAAUGGCCUAAACAAUGACCGCGACAGUUCAACAUCACCUAUACAACGCAAUGCCUCCGAUUCCGAGUUGAUAAAAUCAGAACCCCAAAGUGGUAGCACGCCUGACGAUCACAGCGAUCGCAGGACGGCUUCGGGCGAUUCACCAGAACCCAAUGAUAUGCACAGGGUCGGAUUGCACGGUCUACAUCAUGGUGGACCAGGAGGAAUGAAUUUACACGGUGGCUAUGGAGAUGAUGGAGAUGCAUCACCUGUAGAUCGUCAUCACGCAGGGGUGCUCGCCGGAUUGAUGGGCGAAAAGUUAUUCGGACCUUUCGGGUUCGGAUUCGGCACCCCUGAUCAUCCUGCAAUGGCCGGUUUAGGCAGCCCUUCGUUACAAUCCGACUUAGCCGGUACGUCUCAGGGGAUAACGCCAAAGAAACUAUUCACUUGUCAACUGUGCGGAAAGGUGUUGUGUUCAAAGGCGUCAUUGAAACGUCACAUUGCUGACAAACAUGCAGAGCGGCAAGAAGAAUACCGUUGCAUCAUCUGUGAAAGAGUAUAUUGCUCUCGAAAUUCGCUAAUGACACACAUUUACACCUACCAUAAAAGUAGGCCGGGCGAAUUGGAUAUUAAGUUCUUUUAG